Molecule: messenger RNA, 4042 nt
Organism: Sphaeramia orbicularis (orbiculate cardinalfish)
Lineage: Eukaryota; Metazoa; Chordata; Actinopteri; Kurtiformes; Apogonidae
Gene: taok3a
Product: TAO kinase 3a
Exons: 21
Coding region: 465-3167 (900 amino acids)
Biological process (GO): protein phosphorylation; regulation of cytoskeleton organization
Cellular component (GO): cytoplasm
Molecular function (GO): ATP binding; protein serine/threonine kinase activity
Source: RefSeq, a predicted model, not a curated record
AGUGUGGGGAGUGCGCAUCCUUGUGCGGACCCCCGGCUCCACCAGACAACUUUAUUUCCGCCUGUCUGUCAGAGGAGCUGUCAAACACGGGCUAGGGGUUGUGCUCCUGCUGCUCCGUCAUUCAGGAAGUCCACACCAACUGACAGCACUUCGCAAAGUCACACGGACAUCCUCAGAGUGGGACUAAAUGUUCUUCAAGUGCGCCUGGUUUACACCUAGGACUAGUUUGACACAAGGUACCCGAUUAUUCCAGUCAUGAGAAGAGUUGACAAGAAGUCAGUCGUGGACUAAACGGAGGACAGACAAGAGAAGCAGCAGAUAUAAGCUCAUCCAACAUCCCUUUUACACAUUUCCUAAAGGACUAGCUGGCCAAUGCCGAGCCCAUCAUGGACAUGUGGUGGUGGCAGUAGCAGUAGUGUGUAUGUAAGCGUGGUCCCUGCUGCCUAGCCCAUGUCCAGCCCAUAAUGCCGUCAUCCACACGGAAAGGAGUGCCGAAGGACCCUGAGCUGGCCGACCUCUUCUUCAAAGAUGAUCCCGAAGAUGUUUUCUGUGACUUGCAUGAGAUCGGACAUGGCAGCUUUGGAGCUGUCUACUUUGCACGAAACUCCUAUUCCAAUGAGGUGGUGGCCAUCAAGAAGAUGUCCUAUAAUGGCAAGCAGACAACCGAAAAGUGGCAGGACAUCAUUAAGGAGGUCAAGUUUUUGGGACAGCUACGACACCCAAACACAAUUGAGUACAAAGGCUGCUACUUGAAAGACAACACUGCCUGGUUGGUGAUGGAGUACUGUCUGGGCUCCGCAUCAGAUUUACUAGAGGUUCACAAGAAACCACUCCAAGAGGUGGAAAUUGCUGCCAUUACCCACGGUGCCUUGCUAGGACUGGCUUACCUACAUUCCCAUAAUAUGAUUCACAGAGACAUAAAAGCUGGUAACAUCCUGCUGACUGAGCUCGGCCAGGUCAAACUCGCUGACUUUGGCUCCGCCUCCAUUGCCUCACCUGCCAAUUCCUUUGUGGGAACACCUUACUGGAUGGCCCCAGAAGUGAUCCUAGCCAUGGACGAGGGACAGUAUGAAGGGAAAGUGGAUAUCUGGUCCCUGGGGAUCACCUGUAUUGAAUUGGCGGAGCGUAAACCGCCCUUGUUCAACAUGAACGCCAUGAGUGCCUUAUAUCACAUUGCCCAGAACGACUCUCCUACACUGCAGUCAAAUGAGUGGUCUGACCCUUUCCGGAGCUUUGUCGACUACUGCCUACUGAAAAUUCCUCAGGACAGACCCUCAUCGGGGGAGCUGCUACGACAUGAUUUUGUGCGCCGAGAACGCUCUCCGCGCAUUCUCAUUGACCUCAUCCAGAGGACCAAGGAUGCAGUGCGUGAACUGGAUAAUCUGCAGUACCGCAAGAUGAAGAAGAUCCUCUACCAGGAGAAACACAAUGGACCAAUGGGAGAGAGCCAGGAGGAGGAAGAGGACAGUGAGGCAGCUAGCUGUAAGAUGAACAGCCUGGGCAGUAACCAUUCCAUCCCCAGCACCUCAGUGAGCACAGGCAGCCAAAGCAGCAGCGUGAACAGCAUGCAGGAGGUGCUGGACGACAGCUGCUCCGACAUGACCAUGAUGCACCCCCAAGACUACAGCAGCACCCUGGACUCCUCCCCGCACACCAAGAAGGACCACCAGUACAACUGGGAUGAUGGGAUCCACAGGGACCACCGGCCUGAGCUGAGACCAGCCUCAUCUGACAAGAGCAGCCAGGCCCAAAACUACAAGAACCAGGGCCGCUUUGCAACCAUAAAGUCUGCCUCUCUGGUGACAAAGCAGAUCCACGAGCAUGAGCAGGAGAGCGAGCUGCGGGAGCAGAUGUCGGGCUACAAGCGCAUGCGGCGGCAACACCAGAAGCAGCUGAUCGCCCUGGAGAACAAGCUGAAGGCCGAGAUGGACGAGCACCGGCUAAAGCUUCAGAAAGAAGUGGAGACACAGGCCAACAACGCCUACAUCGAGCUGGAGAAGCUGGCAAAACGCCAUGCAGUGCAAACUGAGAAGGAGAUGAAGACGGCGUUAACAGAUGAAAAGAAGUUCCAGCAGCAGAUCAUGGCCCAGCAGAAGAAGGAGCUGACCACCUUUCUGGAUAAUCAAAAGAAGCAGUACAAGCUCUGCAAGGAGAAGAUUAAGGAGGAGAUGAAUGAGGACCACAGCACACCCAAGAAGGAGAAGCAGGAGCGUUUGUCCAAGCACAAAGAGAACAUGCAGCAUUCCCAAGCCGAGGAGGAGGCCCAUCUUUUGGCCCAGCAGAGGGUUUUCUACGACAGAAACUGCCGUGCCUUCAAACGCAAAGUCAUGAUCAAGAGGCACGAGUUGGAACAGGAGCAAAUCCGAGAGGAACUGAACAAGAAGAAGACGCAGAAAGAAAUGGAGCACGCCAUGCUGAUCCGUCAUGACGAGUCCACCCAGGAACUGGAGCAGCGGCAGCUAAAGACCCUGCAGAAGCUGCGCAUGGACCUGAUCCGUCUGCAGCACCAGACAGAGCUGGAGAACCAGAUCGAGUACAACAACCGCCGUGAGCGGGAACUUCACCGCAAACAUGUGCUGGAGCUCCGGCAGCAGCCCAAGAACCUUAAAGCUUUGGAGCUGCAGAUCAAGAAGCAGUUCCAGGACACGUGUAAGGUGCAGACCAAGCAGUACAAGGCCCUGCGCCACCACCAGAUGGAAGUUACGCCCAAGGCCGAGCACAAGACGGUGCUCAAGGCCCUGAAGGAUGAGCAGACACGCAAGCUGGCCAUCCUGGCUGAGCAGUACGAGCAGAGCAUCAACGAGAUGAUGGCCUCGCAGGCGCUGCGUCUGGAUGAGGCCCAGGAAGCCGAGUGCCAGGCCCUGAGGCAGCAGCUGCAGCAGGAGAUGGAGCUGCUCAACGCCUACCAGAGCAAGAUCAAGAUGCAGACCGAGGCGCAGCACGAACGCGAGCAGCAGAAGCUGGAGCAGAAGGUGUCACUGCGCCGGGCUCACCUGGAACAAAAGAUUGAAGAGGAGCUGGUUUCCCUUCAGAAGGAGCGGACCGACCGCAUCAAGCACCUGUUGGAGCGUCAGGAGCGGGAGACCGACACCUUCGACAUGGAGAGCAUGCGCCUCGGCUUCGGCAACCUGGGGACCCUGGACUUUCCCAAGGACGAGUACAGAUGAGGGGCGGCCCACGUCGACCGCCGCCGUCUCAACGUAGUCCCCUCCUCUCCUUUAGACCUGAACUGAUGUGACGGUGCAGGUGCUCACUGCUGCUGCUGCUGACGGCCUCACACACACACACACACACACAAACAAAUACACACAAAGAAAAAACAGCUCCAGAAUCAGUUCAGUGUCUCGUGUUUCCGGGCCGGUCAGACAGAGUCGAUGGCAGGUUUCGAGCCCCCCACACCCACCCACCUACCUAAACCUCACCUAAACCCCCCCCCCCCCCCCCCCCAGCCUCUCGUGGUGUCACAAGAUGACAAAAAAAUGCUGGAUAACCUCCUGUAGUUGUCAUGUUUUUGUAAGAAUAAUGAUAACAUAGUCACAGUGUUUCUUGUUUCUUGUGCAAUGAUGACACUUUGGGUGUGACUUAACGUUCAGGACGAGAGAAGGAGGGAGAGAAAAAUGAGAAAUGAGAAACGAGGGCAGUUCGACGAUCCUUAAACAUGCAUUUUUUUUUUCCCCACAGGUGAUUCAUUUCUGUUGUUUUUCAGUCUCAAGCAAAGCAAAAAAUAAAUCUGUAAAAGCGAUUAAUCAAACAGGCAGAUCCUUCCGCAGCCGUUGGUUGGCGCUGCUCCUUUCAAACACUUUUUGGUAUUUAUUCAUCAGGACAUUUUUACAGCGAAUUAGAGUAAUUUGAUACUUUGAGACAAAUAUCACGAUGUACAUACAGGUACACUUCGAAUAAAUGUGACUUAUGGGUGAAGGGUGACGAUGAGUCAUGGUACUCUGUGUAUUGUACUGAUUUCUCUGCACUGGCAGCAAUGUGAAUAAUAAUAAUAAUAACAAUAAUAAUGAUGAUGAUGAUGAUGGUGAUGAUAAUAAAAAAU